GACCUCUUCAGAGCCGACUCCAAGGAGGACCUGUACGACGACAUCGGUCCCCGGUCCCAGAAGGAGGAUAGGAAGUCCCCAGGAGAUUCUCACCACCCUGAGGACCACCCUGAAGAAGACGAGGUGUACGACGACGUGCUACCGAGAUCCCUCGAAUCUCCGAAAGAAGCCACCUCAACGGAGAAUAAAAAACCCCAGUACCAGGAAUCACCCCCAAGACCUCCAGGCAGUCUCGAGGACCCUGAAGAGGACAAGAUCUACGACGACGUGCUGCCCAGGUCCUUCAAAUCCGCGGAAGGGAUCAAUUCUAGUGAGAAUAAAAACCCUCAGGUACUUGGAUGUUCCCCAAAAUCUGUGAAAAAGGGUCCAGGAAACCUGGACGACCCUGAAGAGGAGAAGGUCUACGACGACGUGCUGCCCAGGAGUUCAGAAAUCCUGGAAGAGACGAGCGAGAAGAGUCCUCGAGUGGCCUCGAAGACUCCUACGAAGGAGGAGGUCGUCCUCGAUUCCGGUCUUCAGGGUGUCUCCAGAAGGUCUGGGGAUCUUCAGGGGGUCGUGAAGAUGUCCGAGGGUCUUCAGGGUGUCUCCAAGAUACCUGAGGAGGACCCUGAAGACCAGUACCUCGCCAUUGGGAACGAUUAUUCCACGGUGGAGGAGCGUCAGGAUCGGGAGCAGAUCCUCUACGACGACGUGAGGCCUUCCCAGUCCUGCCAGGAAAGGGUCAACAGCCUUUACGCAGGAUCUAGCGGUGGAUCGCAACUUGGAUCGUCCUCUAACGGAAAGGAAUCCGAGUGGGAGGACCUGGAGGAUGCGUCCAGCUCUCUCCCAGGACAGGGACGAGGUCCUGGAAGAAAUGGACCACGUGUUAGAAGCGGGGAGAUACAGACACCUGGCAAGAAGAAAUUCGCCCAAAGGUGGUCCAGGAAGGUGAGAAGACAACGCUCGAAGGCCUCGAAAAAGAGUCCUGCCAGGAUUACGAAACGAAAUUCCUUCUCUUCUGACGCAGCAUCCGAUGACGGGAACUACGAGACACUGUAUCCUUUCCAACCGGACGACUUCAGCACGGAUUCCGAGACGGAAAACUCCAGCAAUGACAGGACCCAGGGAGAGACGUCUCUCCCUCACUUGGAGGCUCCUUCGAGGCCAACCCCGCCACCUCCUAGAGAAGGAAGUCUCACCCACUCCCUGGGGAAGCGGAUGAGGAUGCUAAGGAGGACCUGGAGCAUCACCAAGGGCAGCCUGGGGAAGAUGAGACGAAGAGCCUCCGGGGACCAGGACACCUCCGUCGAAGACUCGACCUUGAAGGAGAGCUCCGAAGGCUCCGGAGACCACAGGAAGUACUUCAGCUUCAAGAAGCACUUCAGGAAGGGCUUGUCAGGCCUUUCGACCUUCUACCUGGAGAACAGCGGCACUGGAAGCGAAAAUGGGACCUGCAGAACCAAGGAGGACUCCAAGGACGAGAUCUACAACGGCAGCAAUUGGUACUCCGAAGUGGGGCUGUAUAACGAUGACUCUUCGGUGUACUCCGAGAGGGCUAGUAUAGAUCAUUACACGGUCCUUGCAGAGGAGCCACUCUAUCAAUUUUAUGCAGCUGCAGCUGCCAGAGUAGCUUUUGAAUCGGAUUCAGAUGGUUACGAAGAGGUGGAAGAAACAAUGCCAGCAGCAACGGAGUUGGCAAAGCCAGGCCAUCGAACUCUCUGGUGUCAGACUCCUCAAGUGAUCCACAGUGGGCUUCUGCAGAGUCUCACCUUGGAGCAGAAGAAAAUCCAAGAAGCAAAGUUUGAAGUUGUCACCUCUGAAGCUUCCUACUUGAAUUCCUUGAGGGUUUUACAGGACGAGUUCCUAGAGAACCACGAGCUGGUUAACGAAAUCCUAACCUCUGCAGAAAAGGAAAAGCUCUUUGGAGGCAUUGCCAGGGUUGCUGCUUCCUCUGCAAAACUCCUGGCAGAGCUUGAAAUUAUCUGGAGAGCUGACCCGAUGUUGAAAGGUCUGCCCGAAGUCCUCACGAAACAUGCUGAAGCCAGCUGCAAAGCCUACGUUGACUAUUGCUCGAAUCAAGUUAACAUAGAUACGACUCUUAAAGAACUGAGGGCAAGAAAAACCUCAAAGUUCGCAGAAACGGUAUCUCGCAUAGAAUUGCACCCUGCAUGUCAGAAUUUGUCGCUGCAUUCCUUUCUAAUGCUGCCGAUGCAGAGAGUGACGAGAUUGCCUUUAUUGGCUGAUGCUGUCUUAACGAAGCUCCCUACCGAUCACGAGGAGAGACCUAGAUGGGAAAAGGUUUUAUCGAGCCUAAGCAGUGUCGUCGCAGAAUGUAACGAAGGAGCUAGGAUCGCUGGACAGAAAAUCGAGAUGGAUGCUUUGGCGAGAAAAUUGGAAUACUCCCAGAAAGUUACGCCAGUUGUCUUAAGGGACCGGUUUUUAGUGAGAAGCGGACCAGUGGUGCAAUUGACAUCGAGGUCAGACACAGAAUACAAAUUAACAUUUGGCAGGAAGUACCAUAAGGUGCAGCUGCAUCUUUUCCUGCUGACGGAUUACCUUCUAGUCGCCAAACUGAAAUCAAACAGCCACGAUGACACCUACACUGUCGUGGAUACCUGUAAGAGAAAUCUCGUGGCCUUGGAGUCUGUUUCGGAGGAUUCACCCUUCACAGGGAGACAUGCAAUGAUGCUAACUCUUCUGGAGAACUCUUCCAGUCGACAGGUUGAAUAUAUUUUGACCUGCGAAAGUGAUACAGAAAAGGAACGAUGGCUCGAUGCAGUCUCUCCACCGAAGCCUUGCCUUGUCGGAGAGACUCUUUACGAGACAUGGGACUGUCCCCAGAUGAUGGCCUUGUAUUCCUAUUCCCCGAGGCAACCGGAUGAAUUAACUCUGCAACCUGGGGAAGUAAUUAACGUUCUUCGGAAAAUGGCUGAUGGCUGGUACCAUGGCGAGAAGUUGCUGGAUGGUCAGCAGGGCUGGUUUCCUGGUAACUAUGCCAAAGAAGUUGCUUCGGAACAUGUUCGAGCCAGGAACCUCAGACAACGGCAUCGACUCUUGGCACUCACAGGCAGUGUCUUGCAGGGAAGGGCCAAACAAUCUUUCGUCGUUCACACUCCGUGAGUUUCAAGGAAGCUACGUCGUCAGACUCGUUCUAGUCAAUUUUCCUUACGGUCCAUGGAUUACUCUUCGAGGGAAAAAACUGCAUUGGUUGACAUCGCAUACAAUGGUUUGUACACUGCACAGUGAAUAUUAUUUUUACCGCAAGAAAACUCUAACCUGGUCGGCUGUAUUUCAUAACACAUUAUGUAUAUGUAUAUUAUAGGUGUAUACAAAUAUUUCUAUAUAAAAACAUUUCCAAAAAAUUAGGAAAAUAUAUUCUGACCAAGUUACGAGUUAACAUCAAAUGCUGUCGCAUCUAUUCUGGUAUGGAGGAAAGUUAACGGGUAAGCUUUCCUCGAUAGAUUAAUUAAUAAAUCCUAUUUAAUACUGCCAAUUUACAUGUCCGGCUGCCGUUAUCCGUCGAUAUUCAUUGAUGAGAGUCACUGGUUAAGUAAAAGUGAGGUUAAGUGAGGUUAAAGACACGCUUCUUCGUAACACUGCACUGUACAGAGACUGAAACGUAUGUACCUUACGCUGUACAGCACGUGAUUCUAUGCAAGUGUUUUAAUUAGAAGUUCAAGUCCACCCAGAAGUUCCCUGCAAUUAUUUAAACAGUAUUAAAGUGCAUUUCGUUGGCUGUCACUGGUUCACGCAACUCAAUUGGUGAAAUUCAUACUUUCUUUUUUCGUGCAGAAUUACUGUUAUGUAG
Molecule: messenger RNA, 3787 nt
Organism: Orussus abietinus
Lineage: Eukaryota; Metazoa; Arthropoda; Insecta; Hymenoptera; Orussidae
Gene: Exn
Biological process (GO): activation of GTPase activity
Molecular function (GO): protein binding; guanyl-nucleotide exchange factor activity
Source: RefSeq, a predicted model, not a curated record